Cavenderia fasciculata is the source of this 1173-nucleotide messenger RNA. RefSeq lists its product as uncharacterized. The transcript is spliced from 3 exons. Bases 1 to 1173 code for a protein of 390 amino acids. Lineage: Eukaryota; Evosea; Eumycetozoa; Acytosteliales; Cavenderiaceae. The record is from RefSeq and is a predicted model, not a curated record.
AUGGAGACUGAUUUAAAUAUUAUCAAGGAGUUCCUUGAAGCUAACGGCUUCCAAAAGGCAUUCAAGUCACUCACUGAAGAGCUCAAAUCAAACAAGACCACUGACAAGUCUAUCACUUUGGAACAAUUGUUUAAUAAAUCAAAAGAAAAUAACAAUAACAACAAGAGAAAGCAAGAAGAUGAGGAAGACCAAUCAUCAUCAGACAAUGACAGAAAGGUAAAGAGUCAAAAGGUUGAUAGCAGUGAAGAAGAAUCUGAAGAUGAGAAGAAGAAGGAAUCUGAUUCUGAAUCUGAAUCUGAAUCUGAAUCAUCAUCAUCUGACGACUCUGAUUCUGAGUCUUCAUCAGAUGACUCUGACUCUGAAUCGUCGUCAUCAUCAUCAUCCUCUGAAUCUGACUCUGAUUCAUCAGACUCUGAAGAAGAAAAGAAAGAAGAUGCCACCCAAGUUGUUGGCAAGGACAGCGAAGAGUCAUCAGAGGAAGAGAAAAAGGUUGAAGUUGACGUUCAAGUAGAGGAAAAGAAGGAAUCAGAAUCUGACUCUGACUCUUCAUCAGAUGAAUCAUCUUCAUCAUCAUCAUCCUCAUCAGACGACUCAUCAUCGUCAUCUGAAUCAGAAUCCGAUUCAUCAUCAUCUGAAUCUGAAUCUGAAUCUGACUCCUCCUCAUCGUCAUCCGAAUCUGAUUCCGAUUCAUCAUCCUCUGAAUCAGAAUCAGAAUCAAAAUCAAAAUCCGAUUCAUCGUCAUCAGAGAGUGAAGACGAAAAGGAAAAGGUUGAAGAGAAAAAGAAGAGAAACAACAAGAUACUAACAAGAAAAAUAUGUGGGGCACCCAAACAACAAAAUGGAAAUGGAUAUAAUAAUAAUAAUAAUAAUAAUACUAACGGAAAUGGAUAUAAUAAUAAUAAUAACAAAUAUAAUAAUAAUAAUAAUGGAUCAGCAGUUAAAACACCAAAUCAACCAUUUAGAAGAGUGAAAGCUGAAAAUGUAGUUUUGGGAGAUAUGUUCAAGUCACCAGAAAGAGCUUGGACCGAUCCGUAUGGUCUCCGUGUUGACCAAUCCAUGUCCAAGACUGUUGGUAAAGGUUUCCGUAACGAAAAGCAAAAGAAAAAGAGAAGCACUGGUUUUUGUCAAAUCGAUACUUCUGUAAACUGUGAAUUCUUCCCAGACUCUGAUUAA